Messenger RNA from Linum tenue, 218 nucleotides. The record is from the annotation of a GenBank genome assembly. NCBI's taxonomy places the organism in Eukaryota, Viridiplantae, Streptophyta, Magnoliopsida, Malpighiales, Linaceae.
GCGACGAAGCAGCGAAGUCGGAGUUCUGAAGUUGUAGAUCUCGGCGGCGGCGACCUUACAGCGAACUCGGAGAUCUCGGCGGCGGCGACCUUGCAUCGAUCUCGGCGGCUGCGAUCUCGGCGGCAGCGAUCUUGUCGGCGGCGACGAACUCGGCGAUCUCGGCGGCGGCGCUUUGCAGGGAACUCGGGUUCUUGAUCAAGGAUAUUGGACAAUGGCAA